This is a messenger RNA of Lycium barbarum (goji berry), 930 nucleotides long. Its product is annotated as ethylene-responsive transcription factor ERF017-like. Gene Ontology annotation, biological process: regulation of DNA-templated transcription. NCBI's taxonomy places the organism in Eukaryota, Viridiplantae, Streptophyta, Magnoliopsida, Solanales, Solanaceae. Bases 165 to 824 code for a protein of 219 amino acids. The record is from RefSeq and is a predicted model, not a curated record. The transcript has a single exon. Gene Ontology annotation, molecular function: DNA binding; DNA-binding transcription factor activity.
AAACACGUUCUUUUGACCCACAAUUUUCUGCACUCACUCCACAAACAUAUGUAAGAGCCGCAAAUACUAAUUCUAUUAUCAUCAUCUUCUUGCAAACACAUUCUAUUAUACUGUAUAUGCAACCAAAUCAAUAAACCCCAUCAAAUUUUCUUGAAAUAUUAAAUAUGGUGAAACCCACUAAAUCUUCUGAUUUAUUAUCAUCUUCUUUAUGUGUAUCUUCAUCAUCUUCUUCUUCUUCGUCAAUAAAGUGCAAAGGAGUGCGCAAGAGAAAGUGGGGAAAAUGGGUUUCUGAAGUUAGACUACCCAACAGUAGAGAAAGAAUAUGGUUGGGUUCUUAUGAUACAGCAGAAAAAGCUGCCCGGGCAUUUGACGCCGCGCAAUUUUGCUUGCGCGGUGACAUUGCAAAGUUCAAUUUCCCGAAUAAUCCCCCGGAAAUUGCUGACGCAAGGUCAAUGAGUGCUGCCCAAAUACAGGCGGCGGCUGCCCGGUUUGCCAACUCGGAUCCGGAGCCCCUGGAAAGCAUUUCGGGUCACAUAGAUAAUUCGGAUCUUUCUUCUUUGUCUUGUUCGUCUUCUGAAUUGUUGGACGUAGAGUCGCCAUCUAAUUUUGUUUCCGAUGCUUUAGUCCAAACAGAUGGUGAAAUGAGCCUUGAUUCUGAAUUUGUUGAUUUGUUUUCCUCUUUAGAAAAUGUCAAUAACGAGUGCGAUUUUGGGAUGUUUUCGGGAUUUGAUGAUCUCGCUGGUGACUUUUUUAUACCACCGUUGCCCAAUAUCGACCCUGCAGAAGAGAACUAUGAUGGGCUCUCUUCACUUUGGAACUUCUGAGAGUUUUUCAAGAUUUUCUUUUUGGCAAAUGUGUCACAAUUCUAGAUAAUUUUGCUGCUAGAAUUAUUGGCUCUCUUAUGUUUAUAUAUUUCCAUCCGUUUCAAUU